GAGCGAGACCUCCGCCCGCCUCCAUGACUUCCAGUGAGAUUGAGAUGCCCGGCGAGGUGAAGGCCGACCCCGCCGCCCUCAUGGCGUCCCUGCACCUCCUGCCGUCGCCCACGCCCAACCUGGAGAUCAAGUACACCAAGAUCUUUAUUAACAACGAGUGGCAGAACUCAGAGAGCGGCAGAGUGUUCCCUGUCUAUAAUCCAGCCACAGGAGAGCAGGUGUGUGAAGUUCAAGAAGCAGACAAGGCAGACAUAGACAAAGCAGUGCAGGCAGCCCGCCUGGCUUUCUCUCUUGGUUCAGUGUGGAGAAGGAUGGACGCUUCAGAAAGAGGACGUCUGUUGGAUAAGCUUGCAGACCUGGUGGAACGAGACAGGGCAGUCCUUGCAACCAUGGAAUCCCUAAAUGGUGGCAAACCGUUCCUGCAAGCUUUCUACGUGGAUUUGCAAGGCGUCAUCAAAACCCUUCGGUAUUAUGCAGGCUGGGCUGAUAAAAUUCACGGGAUGACCAUUCCUGUAGAUGGAGACUAUUUUACCUUUACAAGACACGAACCCAUUGGAGUGUGUGGACAGAUCAUCCCGUGGAACUUCCCCCUGCUGAUGUUUGCCUGGAAAGUUGCUCCAGCUCUGUGCUGUGGCAAUACAGUAGUUAUUAAGCCAGCAGAACAAACACCACUCAGCGCGCUCUACAUGGGAGCCCUCAUCAAGGAGGCUGGCUUUCCACCGGGAGUCAUCAAUAUUUUGCCAGGAUACGGGCCAACGGCCGGGGCAGCAAUAGCUUCUCACGUUGGCAUAGACAAGAUUGCGUUCACAGGGUCUACUGAGGUUGGAAAGCUUAUCCAAGAAGCAGCUGGAAGAAGUAAUUUGAAGCGAGUAACCCUGGAACUUGGAGGGAAAAGUCCCAAUAUUAUCUUUGCAGAUGCUGAUUUGGAUUAUGCUGUGGAGCAGGCUCACCAGGGUGUGUUCUUCAACCAAGGCCAGUGCUGCACUGCAGGGUCCCGCAUCUUUGUGGAGGAGUCCAUCUAUGAAGAGUUUGUGAGAAGAAGCGUAGAGCGAGCCAAGAGGCGCAUAGUGGGGAGUCCCUUUGACCCCACCACCGAGCAGGGACCCCAGAUUGAUAAGAAACAGUACAACAAGAUCCUGGAACUCAUCCAGAGUGGUGUGGCUGAGGGUGCCAAGCUUGAGUGCGGUGGCAAAGGGCUGGGCCGAAAGGGGUUUUUCAUCGAGCCCACGGUGUUUUCCAACGUCACCGACGACAUGCGGAUCGCCAAGGAGGAGAUCUUUGGCCCCGUUCAGGAGAUUCUGAGGUUUAAGACUAUGGAUGAAGUUAUCGAAAGAGCCAAUAACUCAGACUUUGGACUUGUAGCAGCUGUCUUUACUAACGACAUCAACAAGGCCCUCACAGUGUCCUCUGCGAUGCAAGCCGGGACCGUUUGGAUUAAUUGUUACAAUGCCUUAAAUGCCCAGAGCCCCUUUGGGGGAUUCAAGAUGUCUGGAAAUGGGAGAGAAAUGGGAGAAUUUGGUUUGCGAGAGUACUCAGAAGUGAAGACUGUGACGGUAAAGAUCCCCCAGAAGAACUCUUAAGAUGGCCAAGAAGGAAGGUGACGGCCAGCCUGCACGACUCACUCUCCCCCUGCUCUCCCUGUGGGGCCUAGCUCUCAGGAAUCCAAAGUUGAUACUCAGUCCUUAUUUAAAGAUUUAAUGACAACAGGUAGGCCAGGCCAGUUAUGCAUAACGAAAGCAAGCCAGCUGGGCGUGGUUUCUUGGCACUCGUGAGGGGUCACCUUGAUGCUACCAAAUACGGGGGAAGUGGGAUGAAGGCACCAGGAGUGGUAUCAGGCGCGUCCAGUAUUUCCUUCUGAGUGAGGGAGCUGUAUAGUUUGAUGCCUUUUGUCACAAAGGACUUUCCUCCUGAGGAAAGGUAGCCUUUCCCACUGCCUUCAUUUCCCCUCCCAGACCCUCCCUGCUCACCCACCCCUCCCGCCCCUCCAUAGAGAUCUCAGCUGAGCUCAUUUGGGGCAGAUGUUUGGGCCGGGAACAAUUUUCCAAAGUUUUGCAGCCAAAUUACCGUUUCAUGUUAUCCAUUUCUUCAAAGCAAAACAUGAAAUGGUUUUAGUUAGAGCCAGACCAGACUGAAAAUGCCAGGAGCUGGUACACUGCAGAUGUACUGAAGAGUAAGAACUGGGGCUAUUCCCAACCCGGUCUGGUUUUCUUACAUCCACUAAUAGCAGAGUGAAAGAUCAGGAGGAGGGAGCUCCAGGGAGCGUAACGUGGUGUUCUCAACCUCAGAGCUCACGGCAUGGUUUGGAGAGUGUGCUUGUGUGUGUACCUGUGUGGUGGGCGGAGGGGGGACAUUUAAUUCUUUCUUGGUUAUCCUGGAAUAAGGCAGGGGGUGGGUUGUUUUUCAUGGGUUGAUAAGAUCUUUCCCAAAGCUUAUCUUAAAAUCAACCAAAAAAUGAUCUGAGUAGGCUCGAGAAUUUGGAAAAAGGUAAUGCUGGGUGCCUUGCAGAAAUAAUUCCGUCUCCAGUACUGGCUAACGAUUCCUAUUAUGUGAAUUAUCUCUGCACUUGGAAUGGAUAGCUUCUUCUGCUCCCCAGUCCCCAGCGCAGAACACUUGUCAGUCCCAGCGCUAUGUGUGUUGCUUUGGUCUAUCAUGCCCUAAAUCUGCUGGCAGUAACCUUGUAAAACCUGGCCAGGCCCGGAGGUUUCUUUCUCCGUUUGCAGAGUUCCAGUGUGCCACGAUUACCACGCUCCCUCAGAGCUCCCCUUGUCACGCCCGUGGCUCGUCCACACAGCAUUCCUGCCCCCUCUCCUCUCAGCCGCACUCGCCUCUUCUGCUCUCCAGUGAAGGCACCAUUCGAUGUGGCAGUGUCAGCUUCCUUUCCUUUUCCCCUCUUUCCAGCUGCCAAAUCUAGUCCAUUCUCUAACCUAGACGAAGAUCAUUUAUUUAAAAGUACCAAACAUAACCUAGAGUAUAUGAAAUAUGGGCAGCACAUAUGUAGCCUUCUGUAUUUAAUGGUUUUCUGCUUUCUAACCAUACCGGUUCUCUAUUUAUAACCCUCGUCUGUUCAUGAUGUUCUAAAGAAACCUCUACUUGCUGUAACUGACAAACGACAGUGGCCGGACGCCUUGAGAGAUGCCACGUUUCUGAGUUCUUUCAUGUGAAUGUCAUGCUCUCCUCCUGUAGCCUGUGUCCAAGUGAACAUAUCCAUUAACCAGCUAGUUACCUUCAAACUGCAAUAUAGAAUGUGAAAAUGAAGAUUUAUUUCUUUUAAUUUACUUAAAAAGAAACCUGUGCUAGCAAUAAAGCAUUUAUAUUGUGUACUCUCGGGA
Molecule: messenger RNA, 3329 nt
Organism: Vicugna pacos (alpaca)
Lineage: Eukaryota; Metazoa; Chordata; Mammalia; Artiodactyla; Camelidae
Gene: ALDH1A2
Product: aldehyde dehydrogenase 1 family member A2
Molecular function (GO): oxidoreductase activity, acting on the aldehyde or oxo group of donors, NAD or NADP as acceptor
Source: RefSeq, a predicted model, not a curated record